AUACAUAUACACAUUUGGAAGUCUAAGUAGGAUCAUUAAUGGAUUCUUUCAAUAGGUAAGUUUGUUCUAAUGGUAUCUGAUAGGCGGUAAUCUCAAAUGUAUGACUUCUAAUCCUCUAUCAGACAGGGACAGAACCAUUAAAUCAAUUCAAACUAUUCUUUAAUACAACUAACUUAUAGGAAGUAAUAAAUUAUUUGGCAGUAUUCGGCUGCAUUUAGGGAUAUAAUAAUUUAGUCACAGCGAAGACUGCAUAUCCUCUCCACCAACAAAUCCAGAACUUAGAUCCAAUCUCGUUUUUCCUUCCCAUCUCUUCCUCUUCUUCUCUUUGUUGAAAGCUCAAAAUAACGACAAUGGGAGCGCUAUGCAAGGUGCUUGACGCGAUUCUAUUGCUAAUGUUGGUGCUAAUCUCGGUUGCGGCUCCCUUACUUGACUCGCAGUCUGUUUUACCAGAGAGCAUAUACCCAGAGCUGCUGGUUCGUUUGAAUAAAUGGUAUGCAGGCGAGUACCAAGAUAUUUUCCUGCUGGAGAAGCCCCAUUUUUUCAGGGCCCUGCUCUGGCUGGAGCUUGCUUUCCAGUGGCCUCUCGCUUUGCUUAACGUUUAUGGGAUGUUGGCCUCCAAGCCUUGGCUCAACACCACCUGCUUUAUCUUCGGUGCCUCUCUUGUUACGUCCAUGGCUGCUAUAUUAGGGGAGUUGCUGGGAUCCCCCAAGGCAUCUGAUAAACUGUUGAUGGUUUACUCCCCUUUCAUGGGAUUUGGUAUUUUAGCCAUGCUGCGAGGGCUGGUUCCACACUCUGGCAAGGCUGCUCCAACCACUGGCAAAGGACCAGCACUGGCUAGGAAAAAGAGGGCUUGAGCUAACAUACAAAACUAUCUCUUCUCCAAAGUUUGUUAUUCUUUCUUGUCAUAUUUACAACAUUUUCGGUUUAUUUUGUAUGAUUAUUGCCUGAUUAUAAGUGCUUCUAUCUGGCUAAUGGAGAAAUGAAACUUGGACUUACUUUUUCUCACGAAAAUUAAUCUCUCAAGCCAAAAAGCUACAAGAACAUACUUUUGUAUUAUGCUCUGCAAUAUGUAAGAGAGUUUUACUAUUAUAUUAUGUAAUCUUUAAAAUUUAUAUACCAUGGAA
Messenger RNA from Theobroma cacao (cacao), 1124 nucleotides. Lineage: Eukaryota; Viridiplantae; Streptophyta; Magnoliopsida; Malvales; Malvaceae. The record is from RefSeq and is a predicted model, not a curated record.